AUGUGUGCAGACACGCUAGCGACUUGUAAUGUGGCAACAACGAUACACGGGCCGUCCGCCUUGCAGGUGUACCCCAAGCCCGCCGCGGACGCGCAGGCAAUCGCCCCCCAGUGCACCUGGGCGGAGACGAAGGAGUUUUUGUUUCUGACUGUUCAAGUUCAGUCCGCAGAGGAUCUGAAGGUCGACCUCCAGGAGUCUUCUCUCGAUUUCAAAUGCGUCUCUGAUAAGAAGGCUUUCGCUUUCCACCUCGACUUCCCUCACCCCAUCGUCGUCGAGGACUCGAAGUACAGCGUGCAGCGUAAUGUUCAGUUCAAGCUGGUGAAGAAGGAGAAAGAGCGCUGGAGGACGCUGACGCCGGGCAAGAAGCUGCACUGGCUCAAGUGCGACUGGGACAAGUGGGUCGACUCCGACGACGAGGACGCAAAGGGCAUGGAUAUGGGCGACUUCGACAUGAACUCGAUGGACUUCGGCGGCAUGGGGGGAAUGGGCGGCAUGGGAGGCAUGGGCGGUCUCGGGGGCCUCGGAGGCAUGGGCGGCCUCGGGGGCAUGGGCGGGAUGGACUUUGGCGCGAUGGACGGCAUGGACUCCGACGACGAGGACGACUUGCCCGACCUCGACGAGCCGAUGGAGGCUCACGACGACGGCGCGGAGGGCGAAGAGGAGGCGGUGCCGAAGCCAGCCGCUGAGGACGCGAAGGAAAACGGCGUCGCCGAGACUGCGGCGCAGGCCUAG
Besnoitia besnoiti is the source of this 732-nucleotide messenger RNA. RefSeq lists its product as uncharacterized. Gene Ontology annotation, cellular component: cytosol; nucleus. Gene Ontology annotation, biological process: protein folding; chaperone-mediated protein complex assembly. NCBI's taxonomy places the organism in Eukaryota, Apicomplexa, Conoidasida, Eucoccidiorida, Sarcocystidae. The record is from RefSeq and is a predicted model, not a curated record. Bases 1 to 732 code for a protein of 243 amino acids. The transcript is spliced from 3 exons. Gene Ontology annotation, molecular function: Hsp90 protein binding; protein-folding chaperone binding.